CUAUUGGAAAGCAUCGCUUCGCGUCCAGACCAGGCUUGGUCUUUGAAAAAGAAAGAGCACGCGCUAUUGGGGGAAUAAGAAUGGAUAUAGGAGAGUUUGUAAGGCAAAAGGAGAGAGGGCGCAGUACAGCUGGGUCGAACGCGACGUGGUAGGGGAAGUCGUUGUCCUCGGAGUCUUCGUUCGCACGAGUUCCCGUCAGUGCAACGCGGAACGCGUUCCUGUUCGUUUAUUGUUGAGUCGGGUUGGUGUCGCAUCUACUAUUUCCUUUAUUUCUGUCUCUCUUUUUCUGUCUGACUAUAAAUUUCUUUGUUCAUUGUUGAACACGAGAGACCGACAACACGCAAUCGUGCGACACACGUGUGAUACCGUGGGUAGUUAGUGCAGUGUGACAGGAUGCGGUACAAUGACCGUAAAUGAGUAAUCGACGGUGCUGGCAGAACCGGUCGGAAGGACGAGAAUCGCGGCGGAAAGGACGCCUGUGGCAGGACUCGAGCCGUUGUGCAUAGAGGUAGGAUCGAUCGGCGGCGAGGGCGAAGAGGAGGUGCCGAUCGUGGUGGAAGGUAGGAGUCGAGGGGGAGAAGGUUGAAAGCGUGGGAGGAGGGUCGAAAGGUUGAGCGAUCUACGGAGGAGGAAGAAGAGAAAGAGGACGUGGCGGAAGCACGUUCGCUGGCGGUGGAAGAGGAAGAGGAAGAGGAGGAGGAGGAGGGAGAGAAAGAAGAUCGAAAAAGGGAAGGAGACGGUGGUCGAGGGAGGAAGAGAGAUGAGCCUGGUGGGUGACUGGCAAAGUGCGGUGGUCGGCUGCUCGACGAAAGGCAGAUAGCGCCAUUAGUUAUUGCUGGGCCGGAGAGCGUCGAGCCGAUGCGCGCUACGGCCCUGGCCGUUGACGAAGAAGGGGAAGAGGAGGAGGAGGAGGAGGAGGAGGAGGAGGAGAAGAGGAGAAGGAGGAUAGAGGAGGGCAGGAAGGGGGCCCAAAGGGCCGCGAUGUAUCGCUUCGGACGGCAACGUUAUCCUCGAGGAAUCGGAGAAAUUUCCCCGAUUUUCUUUCUGGCGUUCGGUUGCCUUCUGAUCGUCGUCGCCAUCGCCUCGCCUCUUCAUCCCGCGCCACCGCACAGAGGUAUCACGCACGGCUCUUACAUCGGUUAUUACGAGGUGGCCUCCUAUGAUACCGCGGCCUUGAGACAACAUCGUAACCGGAUGCGCCGCGAUGUCUCCAACGAUGUGGCCGACAAUCGGCCUUUGCUGCUGCAGUUGAAAGCGCUCGACAAACAAUGGACAUUACGCUUGGUUCGAGACAGGAGCCUGUUCAGCCAGGACGCGACGUUCGAGAACACGAACGGCCCCAUCCACUUCGACACGUCGCACUCUUACGUGGGCACCGUGUUGGAGGACGACAACGCCAUGGUGCAGGGGAUGGUGACCGAGGACGGCCUGUUCGACGGCACGGUGGUGACCGGAUUCGAGGAGUACUACAUCGAGCCGACCAACAGAUACCUGGCCGGGGAGGACACGUCUCCGCAGUAUCACAGCAUCGCCUACAGAGCCUCGGACGUGUUAACGCCACGUAGAUCGUUGCCUUGCGCCAGUCAUCGAUUGCGUCAACACUCGCCUUCUCACCAUUCCAUGGAAAUGGAAAAGCACGGGAACGAGUCUGUACGAUCGUUGUACGAGCCUCUGCUCGGCGAGACGCGGGCGCUCUACUACUCGAAGGAAAACGAAGGGGCGCGGAUUUUAACCUCGGAGAUAAGGGAUAAGAGCGCGCCACGCGUGGAAACAAGGACGGAUGGGGAUCGUAUCGCGAGACACUUGCACAAACGCGCGACGGUGGACCCGAGGAAGACUACGUGCAUGCUCUACCUGCAAGCGGAUCACCAGUUUUUCGCGAGAUACGGCACGGAGGAGGCUUGCAUCGAAGUGAUGACGAGGCACGUGCAGAGGGUCAACUCGAUUUACAAACAUACAGACUUCAACCAGGACGGGAGGCCCGACAACAUCAGCUUCAUGAUAAAACGUGUGAAAGUUCACAGCGAGGACGCAUUGAGAGAUCCCAAUUAUCGAUUCCCGGGCAACUACGGCGUGGAAAAGUAUCUGGAGCUGUUCUCUGAAGAGGAUUACGACGCGUUCUGCCUGGCUUACAUGUUCACGUAUCGGGACUUCGAGAUGGGCACGCUGGGCCUCGCUUGGACAGGCGACUUGAAAAACGCCGGCGGAGUUUGCGAGAAGAACGGGCACUAUCGCGGCAGCAUGAAGUCGCUGAACACCGGAAUAGUGACUUUACUGAAUUACGGGAAGCACGUACCGCCCGCCGUUUCUCACGUCACAUUGGCGCACGAGAUCGGCCAUAACUUCGGUUCGCCGCACGAUCCGGAACAAUGCACGCCGGGCGGAGAGGAUGGAAACUUCAUUAUGUUCGCUCGUGCUACCAGCGGCGACAAGCGAAACAAUAAUCGUUUCAGCCCGUGCAGCUUGAGCGCCAUAAACCCGGUUUUGAAUAGCAAAGCUCGCUCUCCCAAGGGUUGCUUCACCGAGCCGCAAGUGUCAUUGUGCGGAAACGGUGUGAUCGAGGAGGGCGAAGAAUGUGACUGCGGAUGGGAAGAAGAUUGCAGGGACUCGUGCUGCUUUCCUCAACGCCGUUAUCCACCGCCAGGUGAAACACCCUGCACGCUUACUCCAGGCUCCAUUUGUAGCCCUAGUCAAGGCCCGUGUUGCACCGCCGAGUGCAAUUUGAGAUUCGGAGACAAAUGCAGAGACGAUAACGGAUGCCGGGACGCGAGCUUCUGCGACGGCCGGUCAGCUUACUGCCCUCCCUCCAUCAACAAGCCCAACAAGACGAUCUGCAAUCGCGAAUUCGUCUGCUUUAUGGGGGAGUGCACAGGUAGUAUAUGCCUCGCAUACGGAUUGGAAUCUUGCCAGUGCAUCCCUGGCCCAAACGAUCCCCCGACGAAGGCCUGCGAGCUCUGCUGUCGUCUUCCCGGAGAGAACCAACCCUGCCUCUCGUCUUUCGAUUGGAACUCUCCGCCCUACGAUAUACCCGACAUGUUCUCGAAGCCAGGAACACCGUGCAACGAUUACAAUGGAUAUUGCGAUGUCUUCCAAAAAUGUCGAGAGGUCGAUCCAAGCGGUCCUUUGGCAACACUGAGAAAACUUUUGUUAUCCGACGAAAGUCUGGCCACUUUCCGCCGUUGGAUAAUCGACCAUUGGUACGCAGCCGCUUUGAUCAUUCUCGCUGCGAUAUCCCUAUUGGUGGCGAGCAUGAGGUUGCUGGGCAAACGGCCGGAUCUGAAGCUCAAGUCGGUCACAAUAAUACACAGCUCGACGACGGAAACCGUGCGCCUCCCGCCGGAGGGAACGGAGGGCGUGACGGUGCAUCCUCCGGCGGUGCGCGCCAAGCUUCCGCUCAGCAGAAAAGUGAGGGAGAAGAGGAGGCAGCAUCGAAAGCAUAAGGACAACGGCCACGCGGCGGACAAGUGUGGGAAGGACGCGUCGAAGAAGAAGAAGAAGCAACCGCAGGCGAAGAGGGUAUCGGCGAGCGCGAGCGAGGACUCGGGUAGGAAGAGGUCGGGGGACGCGGCGAUGAUCCAGGAGAGCAAACGGAAGAAGACGUUGCGGGGAAACGAGAAGCAGAAUGGCGGCAAUUCGGAGAGCAACGAGAAGAGGAAGCGGAAGAAGCAACACAAGUCGAAAGAAGUGAUCGACUAUUCGGGCAUCCAGGCCGAGAAGGAGAGCGAGCCGAACGCCGAUCCUAAAAGUAAAGUUCGUUCCUGGUUGCUGGCCUCGUCCCAGUGCCGGCCCGAGACGGGGAGGGGGAGUGGCCUGCCAAAGAGCAAAUCUACUCCCGUGGGUUUGACAGGCGGCGGGGCCAGGUUGCCCCCGGCGACCAGGCAACCGGCGUCGAGAAGGAAUCCGAUCGAAUCGAAGGAGGCGAAGAUAACGGGGAACUCGGUAGGAGGGGCGAGGAAGGAGAGGGCGAAGCUGCAGGUGGUGUACAAGCCGCCGUUCAAGUUCACCGUGAAGCUUCGAAAGUCGGACAAGGUGGCGCAGGUGAGCUCGGCGAACGCCAACGGCAGGCCCAAGCUUCCUAGGACCGGUGUUCUUCUGAGGACAGGGAAGAAGAAGGACAGAGUGAGAAUCGGGAGGGCCAGGCAGAUAGCCCCAACGGGGAUCGGGAACAGCGCGGCUGACCUGCCUGAACCGGCCAAUUCCGACCUCCAUACCGUCCCCUCCGACCUCGAGGUGUUGCUGUCCGAGAGCGAGUUCCUCUUCUCGGAUACUUGACCACGGUGAACGAGACGGGCGUGUUUUUAGAAAAAUGUGCGUUUGGAAGCAGUGUGCGUUUCUAAAACGAAAAUGUAUCUCUGUAUCGACGAGAGAGAGAGAGGGGGAAAAAGUCGAUGCAUCGAAGAAUCCCGUCCGCCGAAGGAUACACGUGAAAACGUUUUACAUGCCAUCCCACGGUUCAACCUCGGUUUCAUCCACGGUGAAUAUAUAAACUCCGUAUCCGUUCGUAUAGAAAAUCAAAAAAAGAAGAAGAAGAAGAAGAAGAAAAGAAAGUAUUUCAUCGUCGAUGAAAUCCGAGGUCCGAGAAUCACCCAUCGUUUUAUCGUAUUAAUCUAAUGGCUGCUGGGCGUGUUUUCAUAAACGUUUGACGCAACCGCCUCCCCCCAAAUGAGCUUCUUCCGUUUCUACCGUGCUGGAAUUUAUUUUUUUAUAAGUAUAUAUAACGAGGAGCACGCAUACACAUUACGGCGUACGCUUUCGCUCUUUUUCACGUCUUCCUAGGAAUAAAA
Molecule: messenger RNA, 4784 nt
Organism: Apis florea (little honeybee)
Lineage: Eukaryota; Metazoa; Arthropoda; Insecta; Hymenoptera; Apidae
Product: disintegrin and metalloproteinase domain-containing protein 10
Biological process (GO): membrane protein ectodomain proteolysis; Notch signaling pathway
Cellular component (GO): plasma membrane
Molecular function (GO): metalloendopeptidase activity
Source: RefSeq, a predicted model, not a curated record